This is a messenger RNA of Funneliformis mosseae, 762 nucleotides long. The record is from the annotation of a GenBank genome assembly. Lineage: Eukaryota; Fungi; Glomeromycota; Glomeromycetes; Glomerales; Glomeraceae.
AUGGCAAAUAUGUCUUAUAAUAAUCCACCUCAAUAUCAACAACAAGGAUUCCCUCAACAGCAACAAGGAUUCCCUCAACAGCAACAAGGAUUCCCUCAACAGCAACAGGGAUUACCUCAACAGCAACAGGGAUUACCUCAACAGCAACGGGGAUUACCUCAACAGCAACAGGGAUUACCUCAACAGCAAAAGGGAUUACCUCCACAGCAACAAGAAUUAUCUCCACAAGGAUAUUUUCCACAGCAAGGAUUCCCUUCACAACAGCAAGGAUUCCCUCAACAACAGCAAAUGUUUGUCCCCAAACAGCAGGGUAUUCCCCCAGAACAACAAGGUGUAUAUGUUCAAGGUGGUAUUCCUCCACAAUUUCCACCUCAACAGCCCAUAAUGUAUGCUGCCACAAACCAAAUGAAUCCUCAAGUUAUGAUUACUAAAGAAGCAAGAAGAGAAUGGAGAUUUGGCUUAUUUGAUUGCUUUGCAGAUUCCUCGUUGUGUUUAAAAACGUGGUGUUGUCCUUGCAUAACUUACGGAGAAAACAAAGAAAAAAUAUCAAACAGUCCAGGUUCAUGUGCAACUCAUGCUUUGAUAUUUUGUUGUGUUGAAUAUUGCCUUGGCUUAGGUUGUCUUCUGGGUGCAAUGACUCGUAAUGAAGCGAGAAAUAGGUAUCAAAUUGAAGGAACUGGAUUGGGAGAUUUUUGUACUCAUUUUUGCUGCAGUUGUUGCGCUUUGAUACAAGAAAAUCGGGAAGCUAAUUCAUUGCCAUAA